Lytechinus pictus (painted urchin) is the source of this 10448-nucleotide messenger RNA. Its product is annotated as probable RING finger protein 207 homolog. Gene Ontology annotation, biological process: protein monoubiquitination. The transcript has 3 exons. Lineage: Eukaryota; Metazoa; Echinodermata; Echinoidea; Temnopleuroida; Toxopneustidae. Gene Ontology annotation, molecular function: ubiquitin protein ligase activity; zinc ion binding. The record is from RefSeq and is a predicted model, not a curated record. The coding region runs from base 4937 to 6838 and encodes 633 amino acids.
AGAGCGUGAAGGCAACAUUUCAAAGGGGUGGCUGAGUCCCGACUGUUUUGACGUAGGCAACUUCCAAUGUAAGACACCGACUACGGAAGAUUAGAUCGAGAAUCUUAUGAAGAUAUUGACGACACUCGGCAAUACUCAGGCCAAACAUGCCUUUUCCUCUGCGGCGUUGAGAUCAUGAACGAGGAAGGGGUCCUGGAAUUGAUUUGGCGCCGUUUCUUACAUCGACUACCUACACGUUUCUCUCUUUUGAACUGACUACUGGACGGUGCUCGGCUUCCAACUCGCGCAGAAAAUAGCAAAAUUGCAAAAUUGAGAAUUCGAGAGAAGACGACGACUGCCUAAGGUCUACCACCCAAAACCGAAUGCAGAUGUUACCAAACUUCUUGAUAUGCUAGAGGCAGAUCACCAGGAAGAUUGAGUGAGUACUUUAAAAUCUAUAUAGAAAAUAAAGUUUACCCCAACAUAAAAAUCCAGCGAACUCAGCACGGAAAAUGUCAUCAAAAUUGGGGGUGAAUAAGAAAGCUAUGUGCAUUUUUAAUUUUGGGCUUAAUUUCACAAAACAGUUAAAUGAACAUCCAGGUCGGUAUGAAAAUUAUGGGACUGAUUACGUCACCCACUCACAAUUUCUUUCGUGAUUCAUUAUAUGAAAAAGGAAAUGUCUUAUUUUCCUCAUUGUGAAACAAAGAGGAAAAUAAAUCUGUCGGAUCCCUCGGACGUCCGCAUACUCGCUAUAACCUUCGCCCUCGCACCGAAGUCUCCAUCACUUGACAAAGUUGAGCAGCAGCCAACGAAACGUCGCGUCGUGAACUCUCUUAGAGUUUCAACCGCUUCGCCAGACAACUGAUCAACCAACUCUAAAGAUUUAUUUCUCCUGAAUAACUCGAACCACUAUGGAACUUUGUGGUUCAGUCAGGUUGGUCAAUACGUUGUCGAAUCUGUAAAAAUUGAAAUAUGGUUUACUUCAACCAAUAAAAGAUAAAAUAAAUAAUGAGUUAGUAAAAUCAUUAACUCUCUCAUUUCCAUAUCCCUGGGUUGUGCAUAUAAUUUUAUGGGACAAAUAAGCAAAAAUUUAAAAUGUCAUUACCUUUUAUUGAACAAUCCUAAUCCCAUUCUACACCUAUCCACCGGGUCCUGACAAUGACUUCUAUAUUUUGAGCAGGUUUUCUAUACUUGAUAAAAUUAUGGUUAACGUAACAAUUUUCCAUAAUUAAAAUAAAAUCCAUAAUUAUUUAACCCUAAAACAUUCUUCUAAAAUUAAAUGUCAUGAUUAUGAAUAAUAUGAUUAAUAAACUACAUAUAUUUCUGAACAUUUUCUUGUGGAAUUCAUUACAUAAACACAUUAAUUAUACAUGAUGCAGAGGCGGAUGUACCUUUUACCAAAGAGGGGGGGGGGGGGCUUUCCAUGGGCAGUCAUUCAUUUUAUUUAUUUAUUUAUCUUGCUCAUUCAACAAAAGUUGAUAUUCCAUGACGCCCUGGAUAACAAACGAUACAACUAUAUACAAUUAAAAUCAAUCAAUGGUGAUAAUGUAUAUCCAGUCAUCAGUUCAUAUGAUAUUGUUAAAAUACAGACGUAUAAAGUUACAACAGCAUUAUAUAAAGUAAUACAUAAAAAGAGAUGAUAGUUAAAAACAUCAGUCCUGAAAGGGGAAUUGGUAUUGCAUCCCAGUUGAUCGGCCUAGGCAAGAUUGAGGAAAUGUCUUUUAACAGAAAGUUUGACAUUAUUUGGGGUUUUAACAUUUUUAACACUUUGGGGGAGUCUAUUCCAUAGAACGCUUGCAUCAUAACAUAAAGCAGUUUCACAAUAAUCGGUACGGCCAUGAUGAGCACUUUGUCGAGUAUUUGCAUUAUGAACUUUAGAUAUUUCUUUGAAAACAUUUUUAAAACAAUCUGCUGAUAAGUUAUGAAGGCAUUUGUAAAUAAAUAUACACCUGAGGUAUUCUACUAUUUUCUUUAAAGGCAUCUAUAUUAAACGUCUAAACAUUUCAUUAGAGGGGGUUUACAUAUACAGUUUAAAAUAAGUCUUGAUGCCUUCUUUUGCAAUUUAGUCAACUUAUCAAUUUGAGCUAAAUAACUAUUCCCCCAAAUUUCGCAACAGUAAUCCAUUUGUGUUUGAAUGAGGCAUACAUAUAAUAAUUUCAUUGAAGCUUCAUCAGCAUAUGGUUUGACUCUUCUGAGCAUGGCAAGUCCUGCAAAUACUUUUCUACAUACAUAUUCAACAUGGUCAACAUGAUUGCACCAUGACAAAUUAGCAUUAAUAAUAACACCAAGACAUUUAAAACUAUUACACUUUUCAAUUUCAAUACUUUCAUACUUAAUACGCAUAUUUUAAUACCUUUAGUCUUUUUAAAUUCAAAUGAUCAUAUAUUUGCUUUUAUCAACAUUUAAACAUAGCUUUUUUUAACUUGAUCCACCUAGCGAUUGCAUCAAAAUCAUUCUGAAAUUUUUCUUGUAUCUCAUAAAUAGACGUAGUACUUACAUAUAGGGUAGUAUCAUCAGCGUACGUUACUAACUUUCCAUGAUUCAAAACGUUUAACAUAUCAUCAAUAUAAAUAAAAAAAAAGUAAGGGACCUAAUAUAGAUCCUUGUGGAACUCCACGGGAAAUACAUCGAUCAUUUGAUUUAGCAUUUUUUAUCGCAACAAAUUGUUUUAUGUUAUUUAGAUGCCAAUCAAACCAUGCUAAAUUAAGACAAAUCACUUAAAUCAAUAAUCUUUAAUUUAUUUAACAACAUAGACGCAUUUACAGUAUCAAAAGCAGGUUUUAAAUCAAUGAAGAGUGCUCCUGUAAUUUGACUUUUGUCUAUAGCAUUUAACCAAUCAUCAGUUGAAAAACCGUGGGAUGAUGAUGUAGAAUGGCCAGGUCGAAAUCGAAUCCGUGCUAUGCCAAGAGUAUUAUUCGAAACCAAAUAAUCAUAUAACUGCUGAUGGACAAUUUUUCAAAGAUCUUGCUGUAGUCGGUAAAAUAGAAAUUGGUCGAAAAUUGCAAACAGAAGUAAAUUCACCUUCUGAAAAUAAUUUUUAAGUCAUUAUGCCCAUGUGUGGCCUUACCUUAUGAAAAGUCAACUGGGUUGAACACAGUUUGUUGUAACAUAUUUUAGUAUAAUUAUGUGCAAUGCCUCAAAAUGACUUUUUGUAACACAAACUUGUGCCGAAAAAAUGCAGUCAAAAUAAGUUUGUCAGUUGACAGUAAACUGCUCAUCAACAUCGGCAGCAUAGGGCAUUAAAAAACAUACACUUGUUCUUCAAUACCUAUAAAACUUAAUCACUAUUGCAUAAUUAUGAUUCCCUAUUGUACUAUGAUUCCCGAUCAUUCCCAAACCAAGGGUUCAAAUCCCUUCCAUCUUGAUCUCAUGUACCCACCUAAAACCUGACAAGAAUAUAUGGGCACAGAUAAAACAUAUGGGUCCCAUAUGCGUAUUACCAUCUUGAGCCCAUUUAGAAAUACCCAUCUGUAACCCAACUAGGAUAGAUUGGCACACUUACAACCCACGUGGGUCCCAUAUUCAUAUUACCAUCUUUACCCUAUUUAGAAUUACCGAUCUGUAACCCAACUCGGAUAUUUUGGCACAGAUAAAACCAACAUGGGUACCGUAUGCUUUGCACACCUGGGCCCCGUGUAGCAAUAUCCAUGUGUUUUCGAAAUGGGAUUUAUUUGGGGAAUAUGGGCCCAUAUGGGACCCAGAUAAAAAAAAACGUAAGCGACCCAGAUCGUUUGCUGUCUGGGUACUGGCACAUGGUGGCGCGCAGCCGCUCCAAAAUAUUGAAUAUUACGCUACAAACUUUUUCUCUACUGUGUUUACAUGUGAUCGGUUUUUGGUUCAGAACCAAUAGCCGAUGCAGAAUCGGCUUUUGGUUUAUCUUGCACCGCGUUUACACGCUGUUACAGCUCGCGGUGCAGAAUCGGCUCGCGUGUCAAAAACUUGAAAUGAUACGCACACCAACACUAUACCUCAUAAAAAAGACAACGCUGGGUCCGUGCGCUUACAAUUACGUCACAAUGGUAAAGUAAAUGAAAUGCACACCAAUUGCCGAUGCAGAAUCGGCUUUCUGUUUACACGUAGUAAAAAAGCCGAUUCUGCAUCGGCUCGCGGUUCUGAAACUACUACUUUGGUGGUGCAAAAUUGCCGAUUCUGAACAGAGAGCCGAUGCAAGUUAAUCGCGUUUACACGCUAUGAAAAAGCCGAUGCUGCAUCGGCUCGCGAUUCAGAUCCGCGAGCCGAUGCAAAAGCCGAUCACAUGUAAACAUGGUAUUCGUCACGCAAAAUUCAAUUUUUGGCGCGGUUAGGCGCCACUACGCGCCAAUUGGGAAGUAGUUUGAGUCAAUGCUCGCCACUGGCACCUUGGCCACACGAGGCGCCACAACAGCUUUGUAUUGGCGCGAACUGGAGCCGGCUAAGUGGUCUCAUAGCAUAUUAAAGCGAAAUAGCACAACCAUAACUUAGCGUUUCUCCAUGAAUAUAUAUUUUUUUUUGGGGGGGGUGGUGAGGGCGGAUUUUUCAAAGGCUGAUGAUGCUAACGUGAAUUGUUUCAUUGAUGGGGUACUCUGCAUCAUGGAGAAUUUUUUUUUUCCUUUUUUUAUUAUUAUUUCAGAUUUCGUGUUAUCUUGACACCUCUCUAUAUAAUCACUUCAAUAUGUAGAUAUUUGUUCUAUUAUUUCUUAUUUAUUUGUCUCUUUUUUUUACCACAGGGGACAUCAUAAUACAGAUAGCUAUGGUCUAGUCGGAAGGUCGACUACGAAAGCAUAUCCGGGUCUUUUUGCUGUUACUCAGAGCUGUCUUCACAUGUAGCCUAUUACUAAAGUUUAAAGACAAAUUGAGUAACACAUUUUCUUUCGAAAUAAGUUUAUCAUUCUGUUGAUCAUAUACUAAUAUAUAUGCAAGUCUUACAUAUUCGCUAGAUAAUUUUAAUUUUCUGCUGAGGAAAAAAGAAACAAUAAUUAUGGCGACACUUGAGCAUACCGUUUCGCGGGGUUUACAGUGUCCAGUUUGUUUGAGUUUGCUAAAUGAUCCCAAGCAACUAUCAUGUACACAUACGUUUUGUCAAAAAUGUAUCCGAGAUAUUCUAGCGUGCUCUUUACAGAAUAGUACUGUAACUUGUCCAUUAUGUAGAAUCAAAACAAAUGUCGCGGAUGGAAAUGUUGCCAAUCUUAAAACUAAUGUACCUGUUAAGUCACUUGUUGAUGACGUCAGGAAAAGCAAACAACUAUGUGACAUGUGUGACGAGCAAUCAGAAGCCGCACACUUCUGUUGCGAUUGUGGUAAGAACAUGUGUAACGCAUGUCUGCAAGCUCAUAACACAUGGAAACCACAUCUUAAACAUGAAGUAGUGAGCGUUGAAGACAUCAGAGAGGGUAGGGUAGUAUUAAAGAAAAAGGUUUACUGUCAAGAAGAAGUACACCAAUCAGAAGAGUACGAAUGCUCUGAUGUAUGCACGACAUGUAAGAAGCUCAUUUGUAUGAGAUGUCGCAUGCUCUACCACGAGAAAACAGGCCACGAUGUGCAAGACUUAAGAGAGUACAAUUCGUCUUUCACAGAGAGUUCUGAAUUACUUCAGGGUCAAGGAAAGACAAAAGCUACAACAGUCAAGAAUCAUAUGAAGUGUAUUGAUAAUCAAAUUAAACGUGUCAAUGAUCACAUUGAUGCGGAAAAUGCGAAGCUUGACAAGAUUUGUGAAGAAGCUAUCAAGAAAAUAAAAGAGAGGAAUGCUACCUUGAAAAAGCAACUAGAAGAUCAGAGAGAAGAAUUAUGCAAGAGUUUAAAUGAUAUGAAAAUUGAUGAUAAGAGGAUGGUUAAGAGCAUUGAGAGUGCGAGUGAUUUGCUGAGUAAUACUUUGAAAGCCCCACUAGAAGGAGAUGUUGUAGCAAUUCGUGAUUCAUUGUCUGGUGAAUUGAAGAAUGUAUUAGAUAGAGAUGAUCCAAAGGUAAAGGUUGCUAUUGAUGUAGGUGAUCAUGCAGAGGAACUGACGUUUACACCAAGCUGCGAUCCUGAUGCAUUAUCAUUGGGGGAACUGAGGUUUGUGAAAUGUAAGCCGAAAUGCAAUGUACUACUCUCAGAGAGAGGACAUAUGAAUGGCAUAGCUGCUACAAAUAAUGGUAUGAUGGCUGCUGGUUAUAGUACAGGAGGGAUCGAUAUCUUCUCUGCUGAUGGUCAGCUAGUAAGGACAGUCUUUAAAGAUGUAAGGAUAAAAACGAUAGAAUUCCUCUCUGAUGAUCGUUAUGUUGUGCGCAGUUAUAAUAAUAAUAUAUCACUGUACACAUCAGACGAAGAGAGACAGGAUGUGACAUUCGAUACUCUAAGUGAUGGUGAAGGUGGGACAGGUGGUCUCACUGUAGACAGCAAUGAUCUGAUCUAUGUUAGCUACAGGAAAGCUAAUAAGAUCCAGGUAUUCUCACCAUCAGGUGGGAAGGCUAUCAGGGAGAUACCAUGCGAUGGGUAUGAACCUUCGCAAAUCAAAAGUUAUGGUGAUUCGUUGAUCGUUAAGCAGUUUAUGAAUGCAAUAAUACGUAUUGAUGAAAAGGGUGGUGUAAUGCAUAAAUUAACGAAACCAGUGGAAAAUAACCUCUUUGCUGAUGUGAGUAAAGACAACACAAUCCUAGUCGCCUCUGUAAGACACGAGGACGGCCUGCUCAAUAUCGAUGAGUACACCGGUGAACUGAAACACAUCAAGACUCUUAUAUCUGAUUACAAGAUUGAGAAAACGGAGAGGCAAUGGUAUUACCUAAAACAGUUUCAAUCAGGAGAGAUAGCUUUCUGUACACCGGGUAGGCUCUACAUAUUCAAUCUAGUAACUAGUGAAUUAUCUCGUGUGAAUAUUGUGUUUUGCAGCCAAAUCUCUAAAUAAUUAACAUAUUCUUCAAUUUAUCUGUGUCAAUAUCAAUCUUGGUAGGAAUUUCCCAUUAAUGUCAAGAAUCAAGAAAUUGUAUUCAUUCCAAUCGAUCUCCCCUAAACAAAGAAAAAAUUACGCAUACCAUAGUAUAGUUCAACUUAAAUGUAUAUGAUAUACAACCAUUAACCCUAACUAGGCCGGGCUUUUUUGGCUAUUCUGUGGCCUGGGGGGGAGGGGGGGUUGAUUCAACCCCCCCCCUGAGAUCUCGCCCGCCGAUCGUGCGAGCGCCGUAAAAAAUUUGCACGCUGGUAGUGUGCGAUGUAAUCUACAAGGCUGUAUGAUAAAAUUUUCCAAAAUAAUGAGAUUUUAUUUUAUAUGAAUUAAUUAUGCUAAUUUAUGCAUAAAUCAUACUUUUUGCUCUAAUUCACUAAAUAAAGCUCCUAGAAUGCUAAUUUUUGGUAAAAAUAUUCUUUGUAGCAUUCUUAACAAUGGCAAUUGAAAAAAACUUCGGUUUGGAAAUCAAUUUCUUAUGUAUUUUAUUGUUUUAUGAAUUUCUUAUGUAUUUCUUUGUUUUUCAACCUUUUGUUUUUCUUUGUUUUUUUCACCAGAUUUAUUGCACAACCUUUUUGAAGCAUAAUUAUGCUAAAAUCAAUUGCUUUCAGCUGUUUAAAGUAAAAAUAAUCAUAUCUUUAUGAAUAAGAUGAGUAAACUCAAUUUUCAUUGACUUUGUACACAAAAUCACGUUUUGGAACAAUUUUUGGUCUGACAUGCACUUACAAAAUAUUGCGUAAUUUCGGAACCGCGUACCCAGGCGUCGUAAAUUUGGUCUCAAAAGAUGCGCGAGACGUAAAACUAUAAACUCUGCGAGUGGCGUGGUCAAAAAAAUUCGUGCGGCGGAAUGAUCGCAGAAAAUGUUGAGGGGGUUGAAUCAACCCCCCCCCCCCCGGCCAUUUUAGGGUUAAAUACAUUCAUUGGUUUAAAAUACAUACGAAAUUAAUGUAAUGAAAUUUGAUACUCUGCUAAAGUUAAAAAUAUAACUUAAAUUGUAGAAGCUCUGUCCCAAGUUAUACCCCAACUGUAUCAUGUUUAGCCCAUUUUCCGGCAUUUCAUAUUAGGGGUUAUAAUGAUUUUACUGUUCCUUUAUUUACCAUUCCUAAAAUAAAGCAGUUUGAGCGCUUUACUGAAAUCUCCAUUUGUAGUAGAAACUAUUUGAACAAAGUGACUGUUUAAUGUUGCUCUUUCUUUCUUUGUAAUUAUAAUAAUUUUAGAUAUUCUUAUUUAGAAAGAAAUAUGUUCCAACAUAAAUACAUGUAUAUGACACCAAAUCAAUAUUGAAAAGUGAAACACAACUGAUUACGUUGAUUAUUCCAAAAAGAUUAAAACAUACAAUUAUUUCAUAACCAAAUUUACUUGCUUGCUGAAGUAAUGAAUAUUCUAUGAGAUAAACGACUGAUGUUGACAACGCGACCAGUAAUGAGUCUGGUACCAGUACCCUUUAGUAAAGAUGAAAGACUUUUAAAAUGUAUUAUUUUUUUGUUGAGAAUGGGGAUUAAUAAAUACUAGUCUCAAUUGAUAUUAUGUAGGCGCAUGCAAGAUUGCAAGUAAGUGCAUGCAAGAUCUUGGGGAUGGGCCGGGAAUAUUCAGGGAAUAGAAAUAAAGAAAAAAAAAUUAAAAAAGCAAUGAUUAAUCGCAAUAACACUUCAAUACAAUUAAAAAUAAUCAAUCGACCAAUAUCAGAUCAAUACGGCAAAAAAUUCUGAUGUUGAAAAAUCCAGGCGAAAGUUGCCCCUACACUUGGCUUUUCAUAGACCCAAUAUUGAGAGAAGUGAGUUGAUAGACAUGAUACACGUGACGUGAUAACGGUGGAUUACAAACUAGAGAGUAGCAUUUUCUUUUCAUUCAGUCUUUAUCAUUUAAAUAUGAUUUGGGUCGUAUGGUAAUACUGGUGAGAUUAUUAUAAAUAAUAUACGAAAUGCAUGCAUAUGAUACAGAUUUACAUUAGCCGAAUAGAAAGAUGGUGUGUAUUAUUUGUAGAUUACUUCUCUUGGUGUUAUAUGAUAAAAUAAUAAAUGAUAAAUCCAUAAUUUAUUGUUCGAAAUAGACAUGAAAUGAAAUGCUCCGAAAAUGUGCUUUUGCCCAAUUGAUCGUGGGCCCGGCAGCCGCUGUGCAGCGCCAGAUCGACGAGGCUCUAUCCCUUUAAUCGUUGAACGCCAAACAGGGUAGCAGCAACUCCCAUCUUUUAACGUCUUUUGGUCUGACGCGGCCAUAUUUAAAUAUACUCUACUUGGAUGCUAUGGUAUGUUCACGAUUUCGAUAAAUUUAUCAGUUUGUUAAUAAUAAUUUCCAUUACAUAUUCCUUUUUUGUUUUCGAUAUUAUCACUAACAUAACCAUAAAUCAAUGAGCGAUGACAACAAAAAUACAUGUCGAAUUCGAUGUCAAUACAAAUGGAAAUCAUAAGAACCACCAUUCCAUUCAUGGCAUCGCAAGUUGGGAAUAACCUUCAUCAAAAUGUAAACAGAAAUGUACAGUCAUUAUGUUCACAGCUAACGAAUGAAAGGAGGUAUAUAGGCCUAUAAAUGUAUAUACAUAUUUCGUUUAUUUUUUUAUAACGUUUAUUGCGCUUAUUAAUUGUAUUAGGUUGUAACUUCGUUUUAUUUCAGAUGGCUCAAUCGAAGGGGAAAAUGUUCAUCGUAAUACAAUUAUACUGAGUUUUUUUCUUAAAGUGCAUUGUUUUAUAUUUGAUCACAUGUAAAGGACUAAGUGUGUUCAUAUUGUAAAACAGCUGAAAAAAGUUAUACAUACCACUAAACCCUUUCUAUUUCCGCAGUCAUUUCACCAAACAAAUAAAAAAUAAAAAAAUAAUUUUAUUUGCAUUGUAUAUUAUUUGUUCUCAUUCAUUCAUUCAAUCAUAAAACUAGUUAUUUGAAUUCAUUAAGACCAAUCAAACGUUUCAAACAGACUUGUAGAUGGAAAAUUCAAACAGUGCCCUUCCAUCUAUAUGUUCAAACACAUGCUAAAGUCCAAUUUUUAUACAUUAUACAUUUAUAUAUAUAUUACAAGUGGUGUCCAUUACGUGCACUUUUGCAUAAAAUUUUAACCAACUGUUGUAUUUGUUUUUUGUCAUUUAAUAUAGCAUUUAUAAAAAGUAAUUAAUAUUAUUAACAGGGAGACCGACGAAAGAAAAAUAAAUGGAUUCAAGGGGAUGCAUGGUCAUAACAAAUUUAUAGAUAAUAAAACAUGUAUCAGGAAAGUAAUGGGGCUUCCAGAGCUAUGAAUAAGAGAAACGAAAAAAGAAAAAGGAAGAAAGAAUGACAAAAGUGGGAUUAAAUUAAAGGAAAAAAAAAGAUACAAGAUUGUUGCCAAAAGUGCUCAGUAUGGCCUAAUAGAGAUCUUUCUUGGCUGGACAAAUACAAUUUGUGAAAAGAAUUUCAGGAAUAUUUCAUAAGUCAGUCCUCAAUAGUCAACUUAUCACGCUUUCACAAUACUUCGUUUCAAGUUUAGGUACUAUUAUUCUUUCUUGCCCUGCAAUCAUUUAACUCUCAUCCAAACAUAUUGACAUGUUAUAUUUAACAGUAAUUAUAAUUUUUUUUUAAUUUUUUUUUUAAAGUGAUAUUGGAGGUCAUU